Messenger RNA from Macadamia integrifolia, 718 nucleotides. RefSeq names its product classical arabinogalactan protein 26-like. The transcript has a single exon. Lineage: Eukaryota; Viridiplantae; Streptophyta; Magnoliopsida; Proteales; Proteaceae. The coding region runs from base 74 to 508 and encodes 144 amino acids. The record is from RefSeq and is a predicted model, not a curated record.
ACUAUUAUGCCUCUUACUUCUACUUCUGCUUCCACUCACACUCCCCUUCACUCUCUCUCUCUCUCAUCAUUUAAUGGCUUCUACCUUUUGGUUCAUCUUGGUGCUCACCAUGGCCUUGGUGACUACACCUUCACUCUCUUAUUACACUUCUUCUCACCUAAAAUUAGCAGCUUCAACCAUUUCGGCGGCGCCUUCUUUUCUUCCAGAUUCGCCGCUAUCUUCUCCGCCGGCGUUGUCCCCUGACAUUACCCCCUUAUUGCCUUCUCCUGGUGGUUCUGCGCCUUCACCAACAGGGUCGUCUUCCAUCCCCACUAUUCCUUCCAGCCCCAGUCCACCGAACCCAGAUGAUUCGGCCGCUGCAGCACCAGUUGGCUACGCAGUGUCCGCACACGCACCUUCUCCAUCUCAGCCAAUGUCGUCCUCCAUCUCUUUCUUGCCUAAUUCACUUGUGAAUCUGGGAUUGUUGCUGUUCUGGACCUUCUGGUUUGUGCAGCUUUUGGCGAAGUGAGUCAAUGCAAGGAUGGGAACUUCAAAUUAUUGUUCUUUUUUCUUUUUUCCACUUUUUAGCUUAAUGCUUGUAGAUUUCUUUCUUUCUUUAUUUUUUUCUUAAUUUUUAGUUAAUAAUGUUGGUAGUGGCAUUAGGUACUCUGUAUUUGCAAUAUAUAUUGUAUUGUCACUGUUUCCUUCAGAAAAAUCCUCUCUUUUCCGUCACCGUAAA